Molecule: messenger RNA, 916 nt
Organism: Nanorana parkeri
Lineage: Eukaryota; Metazoa; Chordata; Amphibia; Anura; Dicroglossidae
Gene: RHOV
Product: ras homolog family member V
Exons: 3
Coding region: 148-873 (241 amino acids)
Biological process (GO): small GTPase-mediated signal transduction
Molecular function (GO): GTP binding; GTPase activity
Source: RefSeq, a predicted model, not a curated record
GAUGUAUCGGAACAUCAUUCAUGUAGACGUUUCCCUGUGGUAAGGAUAGCUGAAGAAAUACUUGCAUUGCAAGACUGAUGAGAAGAAAAAAGUGGAUUUGCCUGCCAAGUCAUUGAAGGUAUCAGGACUGGCUUCUGGACCUGUAUCAUGCCUCCACAAGUGAUGCUGGAUUGUUCUGAUGGUAAAAGGUUAAGUCCACAGUUAUCCGGUUCCUUGAGGAGGAGAAAUUCAUCCAGGCCCAACAGCCAGGAACUUGGAAUCAAAUGUGUGCUUGUGGGAGAUGGUGCAGUAGGCAAGACCAGCCUGGUGGUCAGCUACACUGUAAAUGGCUAUCCAACUGAGUACCAACCAACUGCUCUAGAUACAUAUUCAGUUCAAGUGUUGGUGGAUGAAGCGCCUGUUCGAAUUCAACUUUGUGACACAGCAGGACAGGAGGACUUUGACCAUCUUCGAUCUCUGUGUUACCCUGAAACGGACGUCUUUCUGGUGUGUUUCAGUGUGGUGAAUCCCAGCUCAUUUCAGAAUGUCACAGAGAAGUGGAUCCCAGAAAUCCGCACACACAGCCCCCACACUCCAGUGGUAUUGGUUGGAACUCAAACAGACCUCAGAGACGAUGUGAAUGUGUUGAUCAAUCUAAACCGCUAUCGUGUCAAGCCCGUGAGUGAAUCCCAAGCACAGUCUGUGGCUCAGAAAAUCAGAGCUCAUACAUACGUUGAAUGCUCUGCACUGACUCAGAAAAACCUUAAAGAGGUGUUUGACACAGCCAUUCUAAGUGCCAUUGAACACAAGGCACGACUGGAGAAAAAACUGAACUCCAAGGGUUUUAAACGACUUUCAAAGUGCCGAUGGAAGAAAUAUUUCUGCUUUGUUUAAAUCCACUUCACCUGCAUUUGAUUAACUCUACACUCUUUGAAUU